Molecule: messenger RNA, 1176 nt
Organism: Aspergillus calidoustus
Lineage: Eukaryota; Fungi; Ascomycota; Eurotiomycetes; Eurotiales; Aspergillaceae
Source: the annotation of a GenBank genome assembly
AUGCUGUUCUCCAAAUUAGCCAUUUGGCUGGCACUUAUUGGCAAGGCCAUUGCGAGAUUCUGCCAGAACCAAACCAUUCAACUUCGAGUUACCGCACGCAAUGGCGUAUUUGAUAAUCUGAUUACCCCGUCCACAGACCUAGAGGCAAUCAACUUUGCCCUGGCGGCUUCUAAGCAAGGGUCGAACGGUACUGCUCAAGCCCUAACUGGGUACUACACCAUCACGGGCACAUAUAAUCUCUCGACUCAGUAUUGCACUCCAGAUGAUCGCGCCAACGCGCCCAAUAGCACUGAACCGCCCAUCCUUCAGAUCCUAACGCACGGGAUUGGCUUCGAUAAAACAUACUGGGACCUCGACUACAACGACUACAACUACUCCUACGUCAAGUACUCCCUUGACCACGGCUACCACACUCUCUCCUACGACCGCCUGGGCAUCGGCGCCUCGUCGCACGGCGAUCCUAGGAACGAGAUCCAAACAUCCCUCGAAGUCGCCGCUCUGGCACAACUAACCCAGCUCGUCCGCAACGGCUCGUUCCCCGGGAUGUCCACGAGGCCCCGCCACGUCGUCCAUGUGGGACACUCAUUCGGCUCCGUCCAAACAUACGAGCUCACCGCGAUGUACCCUACCCUCUCAGAUGCGAUUGUGCUCACGGGGUUCUCGACAAAUAUUUCGUUCUUCGAUCUCUUCCUGGCGGGCGGGAACUGGCAUCAGGCGUAUCUUGCCACUCAAGGACAGCAGCAGCAGCAGCAGCCUCAACCAGGCGAAGCCUCAGGUUCAGCCUAUCCCCCGGGCUACCUCGCAACCGGAAACGCCGCCGCGGACCAAUACCUCUUUUGCUUCGCGCCCCAAUUCGUCCCGGGUCUCCUCGCAUACGUCGAGAGUGUCAAGCAACCAGUCUCAAUCGGCGAGCUACUAACAAUCGGAGCUAGCCUCCCCCGCGUAAACUCCUUCCAGGGCCCCGCUCUGGUAAUCUCGGGCUCAAAUGAUGUCCCCUUUUGCGGAGGCGACUGCUCAAAUGUUCUUUCGUCGGCCCGCGACGCGUUGCCGCAGGCGAGUCCGUUCAUGCCGCAUGUUGAGCCCGUUACGGGGCAUGGGAUUAACGUGCAUUAUACUGCGGUGAAUGUGUAUGAGCGGAUUCUGAGCUUUUUGGAGACGAGUGGGCUUGCACCGUGA